GACAAAAGGGGCGGCCGCAUGGUGGGCGCUGCGCCGGGCGCUCCGCCGCUCGCCGCGCCGUUCGCCGCUCCGCCCAGCCCCGCCGCACCAUGUCGGGCGGCAGCAGCAGCAGCGCCAACGGCAGCGGCAUGGUGAAGAAGAGGAGCCCGGCGGGCUCGGCCUCGUCGCUGCCGCGGGAGGAGGAGAAGCAGGCGAUGGAGAAGAUGCUGGAGGCGGCGCAGGAGAACGGCUGCGCCCGCUCGCCCUCCGCCUGCGGCUCCGCCGAGGGGGUGACCCUGCAGCGCUCCAUCACGCUGCUCAACGGCGUGGCCAUCAUCGUGGGCACUAUCAUCGGCUCCGGCAUCUUCGUCACCCCCACGGGCGUGCUGCGGGAGGCCGGCUCGCCGGGGCUGUCGCUGGUGGUCUGGGCUGUGUGCGGCGCCUUCUCUAUCGUGGGCGCCCUCUGCUACGCCGAGCUGGGCACCACCAUCACCAAAUCCGGCGGAGACUACGCCUACAUGCUGGAGGUGUACGGCUCUCUGCCCGCCUUCCUCAAGCUCUGGAUAGAGCUGCUCAUCAUCCGGCCCUCCUCGCAGUACAUCGUAGCUCUGGUCUUUGCCACCUACCUGCUCAAGCCCAUCUUCCCUACCUGUCCGGUCCCUGAUGAGGCAGCCAAGCUGGUGGCCUGUCUCUGUGUCUUGCUCCUCACAGCAGUGAAUUGUUACAGCGUGAAAGCUGCUACUCGUGUUCAAGAUGCUUUUGCUGCGGCAAAACUGCUGGCGUUGGCUCUGAUCAUCAUCCUUGGCUUCGUGCAGCUUGGAAAGGGUGAUGUGACAAACCUGACUCCUGAGAACUCCUUCAAAGGCACAAAAACAGAUGUGGGGAACAUUGUGUUAGCUUUGUACAGUGGUCUUUUUGCCUAUGGAGGAUGGAAUUACUUGAAUUUUGUUACAGAAGAGAUGAUAAAUCCCUACAGAAACCUGCCUCUGGCUAUCAUCAUCUCACUACCUGUAGUCACUUUGGUUUAUGUGCUGACAAACUUGGCUUACUUCACGACCCUGUCGACGGAGCAGAUGCUGACAUCUGAAGCCGUGGCUGUGGAUUUUGGGAACUAUCACCUUGGCGUCAUGUCCUGGAUCAUACCCGUCUUUGUUGGAUUAUCAUGCUUUGGAUCUGUUAACGGAUCUCUCUUCACUUCUUCCCGGCUGUUCUUCGUGGGAUCCCGAGAAGGACACUUGCCUUCAAUCUUGUCUAUGAUUCACCCCAGGCUGCUCACACCCCUGCCCUCCCUCAUCUUUACGUGUGUCAUGACCCUGCUCUAUGCCUUCUCCAACAACAUUUUCUCAGUCAUCAACUUCUUCAGCUUCUUCAACUGGCUGUGUGUGGCUCUGGCCAUCAUUGGCAUGAUGUGGCUGCGUUACAAGAAGCCAGAGCUGGAAAGGCCCAUUAAGGUGAACAUCUGCCUGCCCGUUUUCUUCAUCCUGGCCUGCUUGUUCCUCAUUGCUGUUUCCUUCUGGAUGACACCAAAGGAAUGUGCGAUUGGCUUUGCAAUCAUCUUCAGCGGGAUCCCUGUUUACUUCUUUGGGGUCUGGUGGCAAAAUAAGCCCAAAUGGGUUCUCGAAGGCAUCUUUUCCACAACAGUCCUGUGCCAGAAACUGAUGGUGGUGGUUCCACAAGAAUCAUAAGCAGGAAAAGCAGAGACGUUCAGCUUGAGGAAACGCACAAUAUUAUUUUAAGACGACACAAGGAGAAAACGCUUCUGAUCCCUCGUAAAUGAAACCUAGGCACUGGAGCACCCCAUCAGAGCUGCUUCAUGUCCAGCACCAUGCCCCCGGCUCUGCCUUGCCUCCUCCAGCCCCUUCAUUGUCACCCAUCAGCCUGGCAGAUGAGCAACCUUGCAAUGAUAAGUUCUUGGUACGAACGUGGGCCAGGAGGAGCAAUUUGUGCCAGCAGCUUCAAAGCGGUCCUGCCCAUCUGGCGGCAGCGAGUCCAAUCAGCCUCUGUGUGUGUGUGUGUGUGUGAGUGAGAUACUGAGGGCUGGACUCCAGCUUACUUGGCUGGGUUACUUGGUUUGGGUCUGAGAUCCCCCAGACAACGGUGGUUCUGCUUAUAAGCCUGGUCUGAACGUUGCCAGCUGUAUGAAUGUGCCUGGGCUGGGACUGUUGCAGAAGCUGUAGGGUGGUCCUGAGCCUGGCCCACCAGCUUACCUGGUCAAGGCGGGGUGGUUGGGUAGCAAAGGUUGGCUGAUGUUGGCUCACAUGCUCACACACACAGAAACGCAUACCAAAAUACAUGCUGCUGGAUGCUUUGGGCUCUGUCCACUGGCGAUGACGUAGGCAAGCCAAGCCAGAGCAGAAUUAGUGUCAGAGAAAUGAUGUGGGGAAGCCUCUUCUGACUUUCUUUGCGUUCCUGACGAGCAUUCGGGGUCUCCUGCUUAGCUUUUAACUCUCAGAUCCAAGCCAUCUCCCUGCUAUUGAGCCAGUCCUUUGGGAUGCUCUUCACCAGAAUGCCCAUCCCAUGGCCCUGUGCAUUAGCACUGGGGCAGAUGCAGGCCUGAGGGUGGAGUUCCUCCUGAUAAUCCCAGGGAAUUGUAAGUAGCAGAAGGCCAAGUCCUUGGCUUGCUCACUCCAUGUUUUUCUGUAGACAGGCUGUCAUCCAGCAUGGGAUGAGCAACAUCACAGUCUCCAAAUGGCCCUGUUUGUUGCCCCUCAGUGUGAUUCAUGUUUGCCCCUAAACCAUUUGCAAAGAGAAGAUAAGGGUGGGAUUCCCUUGGCUCAUUCCCUGGGGAAUGCCUGUCACGGUGUCCUUUGUUAUGCUGUGUCUCUUCUAGAACAUACAGUGGAGAUGGGACCAAUUGGUCUGGGGUGUAGAAAGGGGCAGAUGUCCCUGGAUAGCUGUAGCUUGGCUUUAAUCUUGGUCUGCUGUAGAUGGUCUGUUUUGCUCUAAGAAGCAGGGACUGGGGCCCUGUUCCUCCUUCAUGCAAAACUGCAGCAUCAGGUUUGGCUCGGUGAUACGCCCCCACCGAUAUCCUUCCCGUUCAAGGAAUGGUCUUUGGGCACAUAUCACGAUCCACAUGUGAAAACUUGUUUUGUUGUUGUGGGUGGUGCACUCCCAUCCCCUGAGCCUAACCGGAGCUCCUCUAGUUCCUGUGUAAAGUGGCCUCUUAAGGAAGCAUUGGUUCAUUUGGUCAAAAGCAUCACUUUUUCAGCAUAGCUGCAGUUCUCGAACAAUUUGCUCAUAAUGCCUCUGCGCUCAAGUUGACAGCUGGAAAUCAAAAGCAUCUUUUUUUCCCACAAAUGAGCUGCUUCGAUCUCUGUUACAGAUCUUUGUGCUUGUGCUUUGUGCAAAUGGGUUGUUGAAAUUCUUUUUCUCUGCAAUAUUUUUGUAAACUAAGCUGUGUGGAAGCCAGGAUCCUCCAAGAGCGGAUUCUCCUCGUAGCAGAGAGUUACUUUGGAUGAAGAGGCAUUAAGGACGCCAACGGUACUAGCUCGUGCUUUGUCCUUUUAAGAAAUUCUUUAGCAAAACCGUGUGUUUAUUAUAGCAGGUGGCAGCUUCUGUUCAAGUGUGUGUGACAAUGACCGUGGUUAUGUCAGUGAGUGUCUAUGUGCAGCUCUUUGCUAUUGUUUCACCAACCAUCUGUCUUUGCUUUGAGGCAGUGCAGGAGGAAUAGGGGAGACAAUCAUCACACUGAAAAACCUUUGCUGUCAGGUUGCUUAUUCCCUGGCAGCACAGCAUAGAGAUACCCGAGCCAGCUCGGAUACCACUUUACACGUGUUAAAGUUGAGCUCUCCCGGAGAGAGACCUAACCUGUGGAGAGCUGCAGCUGAUUUGGGUACAUCUACAGUGCAGAAGAACCCAAAGUUGUGGCCAGUGCCUGGCUGUUCAGGGAGCUAUGUGCAAUGAAUUGGAGCAUCUCAUAUCCAGUGCCUGUGGAGAGACAUUUGCAUAAAUAAGGUUGUGAACCAUAAAACCUGAACUUGGUUUUUGGAAUCUUCUUCCUGCUGAAGGCUGAGAUGUUUUGGCAGCGUAGUGCUGUGAAAUCACUGCUUAUGCUGGACCUGUUUCAUUGAGAGAGAACCUCAGUCUGUCACCUUCCACUUGGUCUGCAGGUUUUUGGCUGUAACGGUUCCAUGGCUGGUUUCCUGCAGAGCCUGGGCUCAGUGUGGGGGCUCUCGGUGCUACUACUUACCAGCAGAAUUACUUGUCAUGCAAAGGAAAGGGAUUUGAACUCUCAGCCACCUCAAUCCAGUAUAAAUUAGCACUCAAGUCCAAGCCACUGAGAGCUCAGAAAUAGGUCCAAAUCUCCCAAAGGUGUGGGGGUUGCUUGGUUUUGACACAUCUUUAAAUGAGUGUGAUGAAGACCAUCACUACAACAUCCCCUCUUGGUGAACCUUUCACACUGGUUUAAGAAUAGAUGUCACACUGAGAAGUGUCAUUUUAUUAAUGAACUUAUCUUAAUUAAAUCCUUAACUUGCUUGCUCACUCCUGAUGAAUUUUCAUGGUUCUUCACUUGCUGCUGAACAUCUCUCACACUAACCUGUUGGCUCUGGCAUCGAUGCCAUAUGUUUCAUGGUGAUCUCGCCAGCAUCUCCAUGGCAAUAGAGGUGUAGGGAGAAACUGAACCAGGUAGCGGCGCAGAAUGGUGAAAAUGUUGAAUUUGGUCAGCCACAGCUCACAUCUCAUAGUUUGCCUUUUGAAAACCUGAUUUCUUUUAUCCCUGAGUCAUUGACUCUGAUAGUUCCCCUCCACCAGCACUUGUUGAUGUGGCCGUAAGAGGCUGGGUUAUUUUUUCCAGAAGGUCAGGGAGGCAGUUAGUAGAACUGAGCGUAGAACUGAAUUUCAUUUUACAAAGGAAACGCAGCUAAAGUAAUUUUUACUCCAACUGGCCAUGUUCAGCUGGAUUUUGGUAUGGAAAAAGAGAGACUACAUCCCCAUGAAAGCCCUCCUUGCUACUUCUUUUCCUCGAAUGUGGGAUGCGAUGGGUCAUAGAGGGCUAGGGGAGCAACAAAGACUUGACAGAAAAUUACUUAUCAUUCUCAGCACUGGAUGUGGGAUUUUUCUGUUGUUUCUCUAUUCAUUUAUGCUCUUCGGAGCCCAUGACCAGUCAUGCCUGUUACAGCCCUCCGAGGCAGACAAACCCUUCCUGCGAAGGACGCAUAGUCGCGGUGACCAUGAGUUUGCUUUCCUAAACAGUAGCUACAGUUAAACGAGGUACCAUGUGAAUCUAUUUCAUAUGACAGUAUUGUGCAAACACAGCAGAGCAGUUUUGUCAGUGGAGUUACAGAAUCACUAAAUCAUUUGGGUUGCAGAAUAGCUUUAAGGUCAUUGAGUCCAAGCAUGGAGCUGUGGCUGCAUAUUUCUACAAGUGAUGGCUGUGCCACAGUAGUCCAUUGGUCCUUGUACUAAAUCCCCUUUCAAUUAUUGCUCUUCUUAGCUUGUUUUUAAGUAUUUAGAGUCCCAGGCAGCUGGUUGGUUUGGGUGUUCGUGGAAUGGCAUCCUGCAGGGAUUGCUAAACAGUAGGGGACUGGCAGCCAGGCUCUUCCUUGCCCAUUGGGUUCCUCUUUCUAAAUGAGAAACCUUUUUCCCAACUACAAGGGGAACCAGCCUUGCUGAGCCCCGCAAAAUGCUCCUGAAAUGUCCUGGCCAAAAAUGGGGGGGAUUUAAGUCAUGCUAGGUGGAUUUUUUGUUGGUUUUGAUUUGUUUUUUUUUUUUAAACUUCCUGGAGCGUUUGCAGGGUUUCUAUCUCAAAUACCUUGUUCUGGUAAACACGCUUUUGUUUUUAAGGGCACCCUCUGUGGCUACUAACUUCAAAGGGACUCUGUCACUGCUGAACAAACUUUAAAGACCCUUCAACUGGAUUGAAACUCCUGUGAAGCGGCUUUGUUGUUCUCCGAGUGUUCUCCUUGUGGGCAGCUCAGGCAGGGCAAUAAACUGGCCUCCUCCGUGGGCUGCUCCGCUGUGGGUCUGCCUUGAGUGCAGAGCCCUCGAGGGACAGUGGUGUUGCAGCAGAGCUCUUCCCCGUGACUGCGACUUCCCAACCACGGAGAGAUGUUUGCAGUGGCAGAGUCCCAAUCUGGCUUGGGGAAUCACAGGGAAAGCUUCUACUUAGUCUGGGAAGGUACCCGUGCCUUCAGCUGAGGCUAUAGUGUUCUCGAGCUUUAAUAAAAAAUGAAAAAAAACCAUUAAAAAAAAGAAGAAGGAAGCAGCCCAAUGUUGUCGUUACACAGCACUCUGGCUGUUUGGGGCUGUUCUUCUGGGGCUUUUCUAUCAACCGGUUGCGCAAUUCCAUUUCUAAUGACACUAAAGGGGAUGGUGCUGUUGGCCAUUGAGAAAGGGCUGGAACAAAGCUUCCUACUGGAGCCUGAGAAAGGGCAACGCAGGGGCGAGACAGCUCCAGUUCCCCCAGGGCUCAUGCUGAGGUCUGCCGAGUUGGCGCCAUAACCUCAGCAGAGCCCCAUGAACUGAAUCAGAGCCUUGUGCCGGCGCUGCGAACCCCAGGAGCAUCUCUGGCUGCGGGAAGGGCCGGUGUGGCUCGAGCCGGCGGCACUUGGCUGCCAACCAGGGAACGCAGCCGGCUCCCUGCAGCGAUGGGAAUCUGCUCCUGCACCUCCACCGGGAAACCUGCCUGUACCAGGGCAGCCCAUGAGACCUUGGCAUUGAGCGAUGCUCGAGGGGCUUCUUGAGGAGUUGCAGCCGGCGAGCCUUAACGCUAGUUUUACCUGCACUUGAGAAGUUUCCACCCAGUUUACACAGUCUGAACUGGAACUAGCAGCUGGGGUGGGAGAUGCGGGCAGUGCUGCUGGGCUUGGUGGAACCAACAGUGCCCACUUUGGUGCAGGUGCUCUCUCCUGUGAGAUGUAGAGGUAGGAAACGUGACUUGGGUUAGGUUGCCCCUUAGGAAUCAAUGUCCGGAGGAUUAUUUCUUUGCUUUUAGCUCCCUUGUUCCUUGCGUGAGAAAGGGUGUUGCUUCCUCCAGUUGUUGAAGUGUUAAUCAUAAAAAAAAAAAAUUAUUUUUUUAAAUAUUGAAUUAAUUUUUAAAUGGCCUAAAAGAGACUUUAUAUCUACACCUAAAUUAUUCCCACUGGGUGACAUUCAUCUCAGCACAGGAGCUCUGCAAGCACUGAGAUGCUCUCCUGCAUCCCGGCCAGUGGGAUGUGGCAUUGUGGGGUCUGGCUGUGUCUCCUGCGCGGGAAUGAAUUUCACACAUAGGGAAAAAACCUUAGUUGUUCAGAGGAGAGCGUGAGGUCCGUGUCCCACCUAAAUCCUUGCAAAGGAAGCAUUUUAAGUGGUACCCAGACCUUGCGCUGGGCCGCAGAACAAAAGGAGGGUGAAAUUCCCUUCUGGUGAAUAAUCUGACUUUUCAGAGAUACUUUUCUUCUAACGUUUGUAUUUUUGUUGGUUUUUUUUUAAAAAAAAACACAGAAAAUAAAGGAUCUGAAAAUAUAGAAGAAAAUCUAGAUCUGAUUUUACAAUUUUGUUAUAUUUGGUUGCUUUGAAAGUAUUUUACUAAUUUAAAUGUUGCUGUAGAUGACAUUCUAUUUAUUUUAAGGGGUAAAUAUCUUCUAGUCUUAAUACUUCUACAGUAAGCGCCGUCUAUUUACAAUGUUUGUGUUCCUGUCGACACAGCUAUUCCACAACUGGCCUAGUGCUGGUCAGCCUGAAUCAAAUUGCCUUGUAAAACAAGAUGUCUCCUGCAAUGUAUUUUUUCUAGUAUCUCUUGAUUCUUUUAUGUCUGUGGUUAACAAAUCUGUUAAAUGUUUGGGUUGUUCUAUGUUUUGAGUCGUUUUGGUUUUUUAACAAAGAAAGCUGAAUUACAACUCUUUGUCUCUAAGCUCUUUAUGAUGCAAAAGGUUGACUUGCUUAUCCUACAUCCCCCAGCACCUGAGCGCUGGGUUUCCAAGCGUUCCUCUUGCAGACGGGUCUAGGAGCACAGCCUAGCAAUGGCAGCAUCCAUUCCUCUGUCUCCGUUCUGUUUUUUUUUAAGUUCUAGUUAGCGUUUCUGGUUUUGCAUGUGUUAAAACUUAAGGCAUGUGAAAGUGGGUGAGAUUUGUGCAAGAGGUGGGAGCAGAAGAUGCCCCAAUUCCCAGAAUAUAUCUGCACAGUUAUACAACACAGAUGCUGCUCUUGCUGCUGGUAGAAGCUUGCAGCCAAAGAAAAGGGACUUAACAGCAGGAAGGUUAUCAAACUCUGUAUGGGCAAAGUGAUCCUCUGCUGCAGUCCCUCUUCCCCGUGUCCUCCCACGCUGGAGAGGGCCUUGGCCAGAGGGAGGGGAUGUCGGGGUACAGAUGGGAGGUGUGAGGGUGGCUUGAAUGUUUGUGCUUUUGGGUGUGCCGAUGGCAGAGCUCAGAAGUUCUUCUUCGUAAAGGAGAGGAUGGUGUUCAAGGCUGUUCUAUUGACGCACGUGCACUUACACACUCCAAAGAGGAAAAAUAGGCAUGAAAUGCUAAAGGAGCUUAGGAAGGUUGCAGAGUAGUAAAGAGAGACCUCAGUGGUGCCCACGUAGGGUGAAUAGAUGUUGCACACAAAGUUCAUACUGAGUUUUAGGUGCUACAGUCAAGCGAUGUCUCGAACAAUGAGAGAAUUCACAAAAGAAAGGCAAUUCUUGAUUUACUCUCGAGCAUUGCGGCUGUUUCAAAAAGUAACGCUGGAAGAGACAAUACAGUGUUAAAUGCUCAAACCCAACAUCCUCCUAAAACCAAAGUAACAUUUAACUUCUAUAAAGGAAGAAGAUAGAGGUGCAGAAAUGAGAACACAGCUGCAAGGAUAAUGUGUGUGACAACGGGCACAGAAGCUCUUCUCUAUGGCGUUGGAGACUCUUAGUGACGGAAUUAGAGUAAUCUAAUAGUAAUAUCUCUAAAAGCCAGCACAGCUAAAGAGCAGAAUAGCCUGAGCCAUUAGUGAUUUGAAAGAAAGAAAGAAAACAGAAGAGCAAAUUACAUAUAAAACCUCAAUAAGGCAAGUCAAUGGCACGUUCACAAGUGGGACGGUGAUGGCACACGGAGAAGGGCUGUGAUUCCCACAGGAAGCCUGCCAGAGACACGGUGGUUCCCGUGCUGUGCUGCAAAGCGCUUUAGCAGACAGAUAAGACAGUAGCACAGAAAUUAAAUGAGUUAUUUGCGUCGUGUUUGCUACAGGCUUGCUUGGAGAUGUUCCCUUGCUGGAGCCUUUCUUCACAUGGAGCAAGCCAAAGGAAUCACUGCCAGAUAGUGUCGUGUUUUGGAGCAAAGCUCCAGCUGUGGGGUUCAGAGGCCUUCAAGAGCCACAAAGGGUCCCAGAUCAGACUAAGUGCUACCAGCAGGCGUCUGCAACCCACUGCACAACACAGCAAUGAUGUCUGUGAUACAGGAGGUGGCAAAUGGGGUGCCGGUACAAGUAAAACCGGGAGUAGCCCAGACUCGGUGCAGGAAGCUGUUGUAGAGGAUACAGUGAGCAGAGAGAUGGAGAAGAGCAGCCUGGGGAGAAAGAAGUGGCUUUCUUACAGAGCAGUCAGUCCUCAGCAGACCACCAAGCUUCUAAUGCCUUUUAUCCUUGGGGUUUCAGCAGGCCCGGGUCUCACUGAGCUUCCCACAUGUUUGAAAGAAGGAAUUAAUUUCACUGAUAAUUGUUUGGGAGACUGAAAGCAUUGGCAUAAGUAGUUAAGAGUUGGGGGAGGUGGUCUGCAGAGCUUGUGUGGGGGUCUUUUUGUGGUUCAGGCCAGUUCAGCACGCAUGAUCAGGAAAAAGAGAUGGACAGAGGUGGCAAAGUCUCCUGGAGAACGAGCAGUAUUCAGGCUCAUCAAAUAUAAAGGUGAUUGUAAUGAGAGAUCUCCUGGCAAGGCAAUAAAACAGCAGAUGAGAAGAGCGUAAGGAAGCGAGAAUGAAUAAAACCAAUUCCAGUGACUCUGUACUGUUGCUCCAUGUGCCUGUCCUGAGCGCUGGGCUGGUUUGGCCACCCCACCAGGACCUGGGGCUGCGUGAGCGGGAGAGGACUCUGGCUCGCUGUCGCACCAGCACUGGGCAAACACUCGGGCAGACGGCUCGAAACAAAGGCAGGAAGUGUUUUCGCACACGGCAGCAUUAGUAAUGUGCUCAGUGUCAGGGGAUGUUGUUGAGACAACUUUUAUGUCUGCGUUAAAGUUCAAAAAAGAGCUCAGAUAAAAGGAUUUGUUAUUAACUGCAGUCUCUGCCUCAAGGAGCACUAUCUGUGUGAGUCCAAGGCUGGAAGGACAACCCUGGGCAGGGAUCAGACCUCAUGUUUCAUAUGAGUUUUCUCUGAAAGGUCACUGUUGAUGGGGUGCUGGAGAGAUGGUCCUUUGGCCACGUGUUGGUUCUUUGUUCACACCGAGUUGUCCUUUGCUUUGGGGCUGCUGUGGCAGCCGUGCCUUCAACUCCGGAGGAUGGACACUGAUGGGUCAGUGGUGGCAGGGGAAGCCCCACAGUGGCCGAAGAAGCCCAGUGCUGGGCUUUACCUGGAAGGACUCACUGUGUGGGAGCCACGUGUGGACCCAGCCUGGUCCUCGGGCAGCACUGAGGUGUCUAGAAGCAUCUCCCCAGCUUCGGUCCUUUGUCCUGACAGCUGGAGGUUGCAGUGGUGAUGGGAGGGGGCAGGCAUGGGAAAGCAGCCCUUCUGGAGGACACACGGGCAGGAAGACUGGUGUUUUUCCACCCUUGAACCAAAACCAUGACAUUUUUCUCUCCAGCCCCAGGAGCACACGUGUGUUUGAGCGGCACAGGGGGGUCUGCCACCAAAGGCGGGUGAGCCCGUGAAGCAGCAGGUAGAAAUGCCUCUGCAAGCUGGAGGCAAGCCCAGCAAAAAGC
This is a messenger RNA of Cuculus canorus (common cuckoo), 10775 nucleotides long. It is a transcript of the gene SLC7A5, whose product is annotated as solute carrier family 7 member 5. The record is from RefSeq and is a predicted model, not a curated record. Gene Ontology annotation, cellular component: membrane. The transcript is spliced from 10 exons. Bases 90 to 1664 code for a protein of 524 amino acids. Gene Ontology annotation, biological process: amino acid transmembrane transport; neutral amino acid transport. Gene Ontology annotation, molecular function: neutral L-amino acid transmembrane transporter activity; L-amino acid transmembrane transporter activity. Lineage: Eukaryota; Metazoa; Chordata; Aves; Cuculiformes; Cuculidae.